AUGACUGACAUGCAUUUCAUGUAUGGUCUUGCCGAUGGAAAUUCGUUACGGGCUAGGCGAUUGUACAUUGAACGAUUUCCCAAUCGUAAUGUUCCUAAUAGAAAAACCUUCGAAAGAAUUCAUCAACGUCUUCGAGAAACAGGUUCAUUGAAAAAACGUGGAGGAGUAGGAAGACAAGUGACAGUAAGAAUAGCAGAUUUUGAAGAAAAUGUGCUGAACAUGAUAGAAGAAAAUCCAAAUACAUCUACAAGAAAAAUUAGAAAUGCUUUGAAUGUUAGUCAUAAUACUAUGUGGAAGAUUUUGAAGUACAAUUUGUUGUACCCACACCACAUACAACGUGUUCAGGCACUUCUUCCUAAUGAUUUUCAUCAAGUUCAUAAUAACCAUGUAUGGGCUGAAGAAAAUCCACAUGAAGUAUGUGAAGAUCGUUUUCAACAUCAGUUUUCGUUGAACGUUUGGAUUGGAAUUGUGGGUGACUGGCUGAUUAGACCGGUAUUUCUACCAGAAAGACUUACAGGCGCGGUUUAUCGAAACUUUUUGGAAGAAUCGCUACCUGAACUCCUAGAGGAUGUACCAUUAGCAACCAGAAAUGCAAUGUGGUUUAUGCACGAUGGUGCACCAGCGCAUUUUAGUAGGAUUGCUCGGGAGUUUUUAACGGCAACAUAUGGAGAUCGCUGGAUUGGUCGGGGUGGAUCUCACUUGUGGCCUGCUCGAUCCCCAGACUUAAACCCUCUGGAUUAUUUUCUAUGGGGUUAUCUAAAGUCAUUAGUUUACACUACUCCAGUGGAAAAUGUGGAAGAUUUGAGAAAUCGUAUAAAUGAUGGAUGCAAAUAA
Molecule: messenger RNA, 834 nt
Organism: Camponotus floridanus (Florida carpenter ant)
Lineage: Eukaryota; Metazoa; Arthropoda; Insecta; Hymenoptera; Formicidae
Exons: 2
Coding region: 1-834 (277 amino acids)
Molecular function (GO): nucleic acid binding
Source: RefSeq, a predicted model, not a curated record